AUGCCUUUGUCAGUGUUGAAAUGCAUGCUGCUGUUUGCGUUGAUACAUGGAGCGGUGGGUGCCUGUAUGCUGAAGAAUCACACCAUAUGGAUUGAGAGGCACGACUGUGGCCAGUGUGUGGCCAUCAACACCACCAUCUGCAGCGGCUACUGUUACACAAAGGACACCAAUUUGAGGGGACGGUUUGGGAGGAUUUUCCUGAUCCAGCGCAGUUGUGUGCCUCUCUCCCUGGUGUACCGACCUGCCCAUGUGCCAGGCUGCCCUCAAGAUGUAAACUCACAGCUGUAUUAUCCUGCAGCCCAUCGUUGCAGCUGCAGGCGCUGUAACACGCGCACACACCACUGUGUCCGCACCAGUCGGAUUUCUAAUGACCGAUGCACCGUCACCCUUGGCGGUGUGAAGAGCCAGACCCAGCCCGCUGUGGGAACUUGA
Molecule: messenger RNA, 432 nt
Organism: Cottoperca gobio
Lineage: Eukaryota; Metazoa; Chordata; Actinopteri; Perciformes; Bovichtidae
Product: follitropin subunit beta-like
Exons: 2
Coding region: 1-432 (143 amino acids)
Biological process (GO): G protein-coupled receptor signaling pathway
Cellular component (GO): extracellular region; cytoplasm
Molecular function (GO): hormone activity
Source: RefSeq, a predicted model, not a curated record